GGCGCUCAAGCUGCAGAGCCGUGUCCUGGUCUCCUUCUGGGGGCGGGUCCGCCGUUGGCUCCGCCCCCUCUCAGGUGUCUAUCUCUCUAAUGCUGGCUGAGCCUCGCCUUUGGCCCCUAGGGUCCUGCGGACCUCCUGUCCCUCUGAGGUGGCCCGCCAGCGGCGAUGGCAGGCGCCCGGGAAGACACCCCUGAGUCUUGCUCCUCCGCUGCCGAGUCCGAAGACCCUCCCGGCUCCGCCAGACUCACUGAGGCGGUGCCUCCAGAGGAGUCCGAGGGCUGCGGCCGGCCGCUGGAGGAGGCUCCCAAGAAACUCUGUGGAUAUUUAAGUAAGUUUGGCGGCAAAGGGCCCAUCCGGAGCUGGAAAUCCCGCUGGUUCUUCUACGACGAGAGGAAAUGCCACCUCUAUUACUCGCGGACCGCGCAGGAUGCUAAUCCCUUGGACAGCAUCGACCUCUCCAGUGCGGUGUUUGACUGCAAGGCAGACGCUGAGGAGGGGACUUUCGAAAUCAGGACUCCCAACCGGGUCAUCACGCUGAAGGCCGCCACCAAGCAAGUGAUGUUGUACUGGCUGCAGCAGCUGCAGAUGAAGCGCUGGGAGUUCCACAACAGCCCUCCUGCACUUCCUGCCGCCCCUGAUGCCACCCUGGCUGGGAAUGGGCCCACCCUGCACCUCGAGCUAGGGCAAGAGGAAGCAGAGCUGGAGGAGUUCUGCCCUGUGAAAACGCCCACUGGGCUCGUGGGUGAGGCAGCUGCCUUGCAACCUGUCCCCGCCAUGCCCUUGGCCCUUCAGAACAUCUCCCUCAAGCACCUGGGAACUGAAAUACAAAACACCAUGCACAAUAUCCGUGGCAACAAGCAGGUGUCAGGAACAGGCCACGGAUCUCUAACAGAAGACUCUCCACAGAGUGUGGAGCCUCAGAGUGGGGAGCAGGCCUCAGGCAUGGAUCCUGGCACCCCAGGGAAAGAGCCAGCGGAUUCUCCAAAACCUGCACCCAAGUUUUCCCUGACCACCUGUCUCACGCAGAAAACCAAGUGCCAGAGCAACACCUUCCCCUUCUUUUCUGAAGGGCUACGGAACCGAACUGCCCAGGAGAAGGUGGUAGCGUUGGAACAGCAGGUGGAGGUGCUAACCAAGGAGUUAAAGUCCCAGAAGGAGCUGGUGAAGAUCCUCCACAAGGCGCUGGAGGCCGCCCAGCAGGAGAAAAGGGCAUCCAGCGCGUACCUGGCAGCAGCAGAGGACAAGGACCGGCUGGAGCUGGUGCGGCACAAAGUGCGGCAGAUCGCAGAGCUGGGCAGGAGGGUGGAGGCCCUGGAACAGGAGCGCGAGAGCCUGGUGCACACGGCCAGCCUGCGGGAGCAGCAGGUGCAGGAGCUGCAGCAGCACGUGCAGCUGCUUAUGGACAAGAACCAGGCCAAGCAGCAGGUCAUCUGCAAGCUCUCGGAGAAGGUCACCCAGGACUUCACACGGCCCCCUGACCAGCCCCUCAGCACUGCCGACAGGGACUUCCUGAGCCAGCAGGAGAGGAUGGAGCACCUCAAGGAUGACAUGGAAGCUUACCGGACCCAGAACCGCUUCCUCAACUCUGAGAUUCACCAGGUCACCAAAAUCUGGAGGAAAGUGGCUGAGAAGGAGAAGGCGCUGCUGACAAAGUGUGCCUACCUCCAAGCCAGGAACUGCCAGGUGGAGAGCAAGUACCUGGCUGGGCUGCGGAGGCUGCAGGAGGCCGCGGGGUUGGAGGCUGGCGAGUGCUCGGAGCUGCUGCGGGAGCUCAUCCAGGAGGCGCUGCAGUGGGAAGCCAGCGAGGCCGCGGCUGAUGGCGGUGUGGAGCUGGGCCCUGUCAGUGAGUAUGACGAGUACGGCUUCCUGGCAGUGCCCGACUAUGAGGUGGAAGACCUGAAGCUGCUGGCCAGGAUCCAGGUGCUGGAGGUGCGCUCCCACCACCUGCUGGCCCUCGACGCUGUGGAGCGGCCACUGCGGGAGCGCUGGGCGGCCCUGGGCCAGCUCGCGCCCUCUGCAGAGCUCAAGCAGCUGCUGCGGGCGGGAGUGCCCCGCGAACACCGGCCCCGCGUCUGGAGAUGGCUGGUCCAUCUCCGUGUCCAGCACCUGCACACUCCUAGCUGCUACCAGGAGCUGCUGAGGCGAGGCCAGGCCUGCGAGCACCCUGCUGCCCGCCAGAUCGAGCUGGACCUGAACCGGACCUUCCCCAACAACAAGCACUUCACCUGUCCCACCUCCAGCUUCCCUGACAAGCUCCGCCGGGUGUUGCUGGCCUUCUCCUGGCAGAACCCAGCCAUUGGCUACUGCCAGGGCCUGAACAGGCUGGCCGCUGUGGCUCUGCUGGUGCUGGAGGAGGAGGAGAGUGCCUUCUGGUGCCUGGUAGCCAUCGUGGAGACCAUCCUGCCAGCCGACUACUACAGUAAGACGCUGACAGCAUCCCAGGUGGACCAGCGGGUGCUGCAGGACCUCCUCUCAGAGAAGCUGCCCAGGCUGAUGGCCCACCUGGGGCAACACCGCAUCGACCUCUCCCUCGUCACGUUCAACUGGUUCCUCGUGGUCUUUGCAGACAGUCUGAUCAGUGACAUCCUCCUGCGGGUCUGGGACGCCUUCCUAUACGAGGGGACCAAGGUGGUGUUCCGCUAUGCCUUGGCCAUUUUCAAGUACAACGAGGAGGAGAUCCUGCGGCUGCAGGACAGCCUGGAGAUCUACCAGUACCUGCGCUUCUUCACCAAGACCAUUUGCAACAGCCGGAAGCUGAUGCACAUCGCCUUCAGCGACAUGAACCCCUUUCCCAUGAAGCAGCUGCGGCAGCUGCGGGCAACCCACCGGGAGCGGCUGGAGGCAGAGCUGCGGGAGCUGGAGCAGCUGAAGGCCGAGUACCUGGAGAGACGGGCGUCCCGGGGCAGAGCAGUGACCGAGGGAUGCGCCAGUGAGGAUGAUGGGGACGGGGACGCCUGACCUGGCCACUCCCCUACGCAAAGCCUUUUCACCCUUACGUGCAGCCCCCUGCAGGCCUGGCAACCCCUCAGCCCCAUCACCAUGUGACCUUCUUUCACGGACGCGCACCAGGGAGGCCAUGCGCUUCUCACCUCCCCACAGAGCAGGCCGGUGGGCAGGCCAGUGGGAUAGUCUUCGUGGUGCCGCCUUGGGCAUCCUCUAAGUUAUAUCUAUAAACCAGUGUUUGUGCUGGAAACCACCCACAAGCUUUGGGAGUCACAUACUUCUCAGUGUCCAGUUGUUCUUGGUGGGGCCCCGGGGGCCCGGGUUUGCCACCCCCAGCCUUUCAGCUGCUGUUCCAAGGUGACCCUGCAGGGCACGUCUCCUGGUUCCUGCGGAGCUUGGGGCCUGAGUCAUGAGGACACCUGUCUUUCAGGAAAGCAGAUCCCUGUCAGUGCCCACCAGGUCUGUGUCCAGGCCACCCCCCAUACCAGGGUCUGGUUUCACAGCCUGCACCUGGAUCCUUCUUUCUUCUUUUGCGGUGCUCCCCGGAAGAGCUCUUCUGACCACCGAGGGGAUCUGGCCAUAGGGGCUGGGCAGAAGCCCUUGUACACACCCACUCUGACCUGCUGCUGCCCCUGCUACUGUCGGCUUUCCUGCAAAGGUAGCUGGGGGGGGGGGGAGGGUGGUGGCAGUGGCCCUCCACCAAGCCUCCGGUCCCCCAGGGCAAGGCUGCUCCACACUGCUGACCGCUGAGCUCAGGGCUUCUGUGCUUCGUGGUCCCAGGCUCACGGUCAGCUCUUCCCAGCUUUCCCAGGUCUUUCUCAGCAGACACACACUGUCCCCACCCAAGGCAGGGACGGAGACCGCACACGGGUCACAGUUCAUUUCUCAGCAGCACCUGUGAUCAUGUGGGCAGAGUCUUGGGCCUGGCUCUCCAGCACCUGCUGAGGCACUUUACCACCAGUUUCCAUGGAAUGUGCUGGUGGGGGGGCAGGGUCCUGGCAGCACCCUGGCAGGUAAGGUCGGUCACCAGGCUGGCGAGGGAGCCAGGGGGGCAAAGGAGGUGCUGCUGGUGUUCUCACAGAGAAGAGCCCCCAGCCCCAGCCAGUACCCCCAGGGAAGGAAAGCACCCGAGUCCGCGUGCUCUGCUGACUCCGCUGAAACUCACGUUCCCCCUGCAGCAAAAACAAACACACUGGUCUCUCUACCCCAUACCGCUGCGGCACCAUGGAGGACAUAAGCUGUGUACAGCCCAUCCGCUGGCCAGAGUCCCCAAGGUGCUAGGCAGGACAGACUCACGGGGACAGUACACACAGGUACAUGGAAUUCAUGGAUAACACUGUCUCCUCCCUCAUCUGGAACUCAAAGGCCCAUCCAGAAAGUGAUGUGCUGACCUUGCUGGAGUCAGAAGAGGCUCGGAAGCUUUGCUGAACUUGCUGCUGGGCCCCGGUACCUACUACUUGGCCGAUGGUUGGCAACUGUUAAAUAAAGCAUUUGUAUUGUAUAUUUAAAAAACACAA
Molecule: messenger RNA, 4460 nt
Organism: Marmota flaviventris (yellow-bellied marmot)
Lineage: Eukaryota; Metazoa; Chordata; Mammalia; Rodentia; Sciuridae
Gene: Tbc1d2
Product: TBC1 domain family member 2
Biological process (GO): regulation of GTPase activity
Molecular function (GO): small GTPase binding; GTPase activator activity
Source: RefSeq, a predicted model, not a curated record